Messenger RNA from Acinonyx jubatus (cheetah), 5746 nucleotides. It is a transcript of the gene STAM2, whose product is annotated as signal transducing adaptor molecule 2. The coding region runs from base 300 to 1790 and encodes 496 amino acids. The record is from RefSeq and is a predicted model, not a curated record. Lineage: Eukaryota; Metazoa; Chordata; Mammalia; Carnivora; Felidae. Gene Ontology annotation, biological process: signal transduction. Gene Ontology annotation, cellular component: endocytic vesicle. The transcript is spliced from 15 exons. Gene Ontology annotation, molecular function: phosphatidylinositol binding; ubiquitin binding.
AGCGGAGCCGUCUAGGAAGCGGCAGCCGCGGGUCACCCAGCUCGGAGCAGCCGCCGAGCCUCGGCCAGACCACAGCGUUUAGGGCUUGGGCACCGGCAAGAUGUCUCUGUUCACUGCAAACCCCUUCGAGCAAGACGUGGAAUAAGAAAAGAACAAAGACAAGAAAUGAAUAGAUGGACCCGUGAACAGAAUGAAAUCCGAAUGAAAUUACAUCUAGUUUCCCCUGGAAGUCAACUGUGAAGCACUAAGCAGAAAAAGCCACAAAUGAGUACAACACUACAGAAGAUUGGAGUCUUAUUAUGGACAUAUGUGACAAAGUUGGGAGCACUCCUAAUGGAGCAAAAGAUUGCCUAAAAGCCAUAAUGAAAAGGGUAAAUCAUAAGGUUCCUCAUGUUGCUCUGCAGGCGUUAACUCUUCUUGGGGCUUGUGUGGCAAACUGUGGAAAGAUAUUUCAUUUAGAAGUAUGUUCCCGUGAUUUUGCAACAGAAGUACGUGCUGUGAUAAAAAAUAAGGCUCAUCCUAAAGUGUGUGAAAAACUGAAAUCUUUAAUGGUGGAGUGGUCAGAAGAAUUUCAGAAGGAUCCUCAGUUUAGUCUAAUAUCUGCAACUAUUAAAUCUAUGAAAGAAGAAGGAAUUACUUUUCCUCCAGCAGGUUCUCAGACUGUCUCAGCUGCUGCCAAGAAUGGUACAUCAUCGAACAAAAACAAAGAAGAUGAAGACAUAGCUAAAGCUAUUGAAUUAUCAUUACAAGAGCAGAAGCAGCAGCACACAGAAACAAAAUCCUUAUAUCCAUCUGCAGAAAUUCAGUUAAAUAAUAAAGUUGCAAGGAAAGUGAGAGCUUUAUACGAUUUUGAAGCCGUUGAGGACAAUGAACUUACUUUUAAACAUGGUGAAAUUAUUAUUGUUUUGGAUGACAGUGAUGCCAAUUGGUGGAAAGGAGAAAAUCACAGAGGAACAGGACUCUUCCCAUCUAAUUUUGUAACAACUAAUUUAAACAUAGAGUCUGAGGCAGCAGCUGUGGACAAAUUGAAUGUAAUUGAUGAGGAGGAGGAGGAAAUUAAGAAAUCAGAGCCUGAGCCUGUUUAUAUAGAUGAGGAUAAGAUGGAUAGAGCCCUGCAGGUACUCCAGAGUAUAGAUCCAACAGAUUCAAAACCAGACUCCCAAGACCUCUUGGAUUUAGAAGAUAUCUGCCAACAGAUGGGUCCAAUGAUAGAUGAAAAACUUGAAGAGAUUGAUCGGAAGCAUUCAGAAUUGUCUGAAUUGAAUGUAAAAGUCUUGGAAGCCCUGGAACUAUAUAACAGGUUGGUGAAUGAAGCACCAGUAUAUCCAGUCUAUUCAAAGCUCCAUCCUCCAGCACAUUACCCACCUUCAUCAGCUGGGGUUCCAAUGCAGACAUACCCAGUUCAAUCGCAUGGUGGAAACUAUAUGGGUCAAAGCCUUCACCAAGUCACUGUGGCCCAAAGCUACAGCCUAGGACCAGAUCAGAUUGGUGCACUGAGAUCUCUGCCUCCAAAUGUAAAUUCCUCAGUGACAACACAGCCUGCACAGACUCCAUAUUUAAGCACUGGACAAGACACUGUUUCCAACCCUACUUACAUGAACCAGAACUCUAACCUUCAAUCAGCUGCUGGUACAGCUGCUUACACACAGCAGAUGGGGAUGUCUGUGGAUAUGUCAUCGUACCGGAACGCUACUUCCAAUUUGCCGCAACUGGCAGGCUUUCCGGUGGCGGCUCCCGCUCAUUCAGUUGCACAGCAGCAAACAAAUUACCAUCAGCAGCCUCUUCUUUAGAACAAAGCAAGCAUUUUCUCCAAAGCCUUCAUAUGUGUAUUACUUGACCCCAGUGAUUCAAAUCUGAAAAUAUUUAAAAAAUAGUUUUUCUCAACUCAAAAGAACCAUGAAUAAGUAAAGCACAAAAACUUACCUUACUCUGCUAGGCCAUGAAAGGAUUUUUUCAGCCCAAUUUGUUUGAAGUCAACUUUUGAUGAGAGGCAGCUUCAGGUAGCUUCCAGUUAAUCCUGUCUUCCUUUCAGAUCUCUCUACACAAAUCUGGACACCCAAUCAGUAGCCUUAUGACACUAAACAGUAGGAGAUAAAAUUUUACUUUAAAGAAACCGUUAAUCCUUAAAAUGUCAUGAUAAUUGGGAGUGCACUCAAACCUUUGAAUAUUUUUUUUGUCUGCGUGUUUUUUCAGUAUUCCCCACAAACCAUUAUUUUAAAAGGCGAACUUCCUUCUGGGUGAGCAUUUAGCUUGCCAACAAAUUUCCCUUGGCUCCUUAAAUUGCGGUUGUGUUUGCAGUCCUGUCAGUUUUGCUCUCUGGUUAUGUUGAGUAAUAAUUAGCAUAUAAUUGUCGACAGAAGCAAGAGCAGUUUGGAAGGAGCAAAGAUGUUUUCUGUAGUUAACAGUGAAGACCAUAUAAAUGCAGACAUAUGAUAAAGCAUUUAGCUAGUCCCCAGUCCUGCCAGCAGUGAGCUAAGGAAUGCCCCACUCCCUGCAGAUAAACAUUUCUUUUCUAACAAGGCUCCCUUGUACUUAGAAUUGCCACUAAUGACCUUUUAAAGUGACGUUGGCCAUCCUCUAAUAAGUGUGGUGUGUGCAGAGAUGCUGCAUUUUCUUUUUACGGAUUACAUGUGAAUUUGAGCCAUGAGACAUUCCUAGUAAUUUGAUGUGAUAUAUCCCAAGCAUGAAUAAUAAGUGUUCUUAUUGCUGUGUUGUUUCUUUAAAGAGGCAAUUCAAGUACCAUUGCUAUGCCAGGCUGUUGAAAAAUUUGGCCAUUCCUUUCAGAGAUAAUUCUGAGCCUGUGGGAUAAUAGCAGGCAACAGAUUGAUAGGGAAGCUAUCAAGACAGUUUUUCUGAAGCCUACAUUUUAUAAAUUAGUUUAUAGUGCUAAUAGAUUCCACAUACUGUAGGAGUUAGAUAGUAAACCAGUAGGGAAUGUUUUCUCCUAAAAAUUCAUACACUACUGCAUCAUCUACCACUUUUUAGACAAUGGAAUAGAAGAUGGUGAAUACAUAUGCUUACAGGUACUUGGUACUUAGACUGGGAAAACAAAGGACAGAAGUGGUUACUUGCCUGGAAGCCAGAUUUCUAAAUUGUUUUUUUAAAGAAAGCCCUUAAUCUUUCUGCCAAGGAUCCAUUUGAAGACAGUGUGCUGGAAAUUUUUAUCAUUUAUCUAUUUACAGAAAUUUAAUGAUAAGUAUGUUCUUUUUUCAAAGAAACUGUCCGAAAAUAAAAGUCUACAUACUACUUGGUCUACAUUUAAAGGAAAAAACAAGCAGUAUUUGAAAGCCUAAUUUCUGUAAUUGUCUCAUUUCAGAUAGAAGUAGCUGAAAAAGUUUUAACCUUGAGUAUGUCACGUUCUUUUUUUCAUCCAGUAUUUUUCUUCCAUGUGAAUUCGUUUAUACACUCAUAAAAAAACUUCUAAAAUGGCACCUUAUUUUUUUUGGAAACGAAACUUCUGUUCUUUAAAGAAAAAACAAAAAAAGCAUUUACGAAGCUGCUCUUGAUAAUAGUUCAUGUUUGCAUAUAUAUCGAAAAUCUUAAUGUUUUUUCCACCCAAACAGUAUUUAAUAAAGUUAUUUUAAUGUUUCUGUAAAUAUUUCAUGUAUAAUUGUGUUCUGAAUUGUAAAAGCUUAAUUCCGCUUAAGUCUUUGAACUAGGGGAAAUAUGGCACACCCACUAAAUUGGGAUCAGCCAAUUAAGUUCACCAAAUGUAGUUUUGGAAUAACAUAACAGGUGACAUGUAUAUAUGCUGUAUAUUGGCAUUUAUCUGUGAAAUUUUAUACAUCCAGAAGUUUCUUCUCCCUCUUAAAUUAAAAACAAUUUUAUUUUGGCCAUACUGUAAUGAAUUCUGUGUUGCAGGUUGUUGAUAGUAUAAAAAUGUUACUAAAUCUGUGUACUAAGAUGAUAUUUUUGGUGUUAAUAGGAAAUAACAGGGUUAUUUUUCUUUCUUUUCCAUGAUCUUAUGGGUUAUAUUUAUUUUAAGAUCUCUUUAUAAUUAAAUGUUUUCUGCCAAAGGAAUUGUCUAAUACCAGAUUUCUACAUUGGGUUCAUACUUGCUGUUUUAUAAAAAAAUAAAAACAACUUCUGCAUUUUCAUAUGAAAUCUUGGUACAUUAGAAAAAAUUUCUGAAAAUUUAUAAUAAAAUCACUUUUCAUCAAUGUAGAAUUUCCCUUGGGUGUUAAAAUAUAUGGAGUGGUGGGAUAUAUAAAAUAGUUUGGAAAAUGUAUGGUCUACCAACAUUGUCUUGUAAUUUGGUAAUUUACAAAAUUACCUGAAUAUUAAAUAAUUACAAUAUUUAUCAAUUAGGAUUUUAAAUUAUUUGCAGAUACAUUGUCAUCUGAUUCUAUUUCAAGUAGUUGAUAAGUUGACCACAUAACAAAUUUCACUACAUUUUGAAGAUGAUUAUAAAGUUUCACUUUCCAAAAUUUUUAAAAAUUUAUUUUGAAUAUUAAAACUAUUAUGGCUUAGAUCUUUUAAAAAGUUUUCAUUGUAAAAAUCGUAAGUGUCUGGUCUCUUCUAGGAGAGGAUUUAUUGAACUGUUAUGAGAAAGCUCAAGUUAUUUUUGUAAGUAAUAAAUUAUAAAUAAUAGAGCACCAACCUAUCAUGCUUUGUUUCUGUGAAAAGACAUGUUUCUUAUUUACUUACAUCAGUUUUAGUCAGUAAAUGAAGGGAGGAUUCAUUUCUAGGGAUUUAAUUUUUUUGUUGUUAGUACAAUUUAGUUUCUUUUGGAGAUUAAAGUUGGGUUUGUUUUUUUUUUUACAUUUUCCCCAGAAGAAUUUUUCUAAUUUUACCAAACUAAGUUUGAAUUAGAGUUCUCUAAAAACCUUACUGUGUCAAAAAAAAGAAAUUACGUAGCUUACAUAGUGUAGUGGGAGGAAUCGUGUCCCCCCAAAAUUCAUGUUUGCCUAGAAUGUCAGAAUGUGACCUUAUUUGGAAAAAGAGGUUGCAGAUGUUGGAAGUUAAGGACCUUGAGGUGAGAUCAUUCUGGAUUUAAGGCAGCCUUAUAAGAAGAGACACCCAGACGCACAAGGUAGACGAGGCAUGUAAAGAUGGAGCAGAGACUGGAGUGAUGCUACCUCGGGUCAGUGAUGGCCUGGGGCCGCCACGAGCUGGAGGAAGCAUGGAAGGAUUCUCCUCCAGAGCCUUCAGAGAGAACACAGCCCUGCUGACUUCCUGAUUUCAGAUUUCUAGCUUCAACCUGAGAGAGAAGACAUUUAUGUUGUUUAAAACCACUAAAUUUGUUAUGGCAGCCCUAGGAAUCUAAUAAACAUAGAUAAAGGUAUACAGCAAAAUCUGAGUACCAACCAUUUCAAACUUCCAUAAGAGUGGGUAAGAUUGUCGCAGGAGUUCAGAGACAAAUGUCUGCAGUCCAGUAGUAGCACUUUUAUUAUCUUUUCUAUAUUCUAAUGAAAUUGCAUGGAUAAAUGAAACUGAUCUCUGUCAACCUCAUAAUCCCAUUUUACUGGUAUUUUUUUGUUUGUUUGUUUUACAUCACAUCUCAAUAAUUCCUUAUGUCAGAGAUGGUAACAAGAUUAUAAUUUAUGACUAUCCACUCUUCUGUCCAUCUUGAGUAGUGAGUAUUGAAUGAAAAGGAGAAUUGUUCAAAGGCAAGCAGACAAACAGAAGACACAAAACUGGUGGAUGGGUAUUUCCCACAAAGGCUACUAAAGAAUGGAAUUUGGUCUUCUUAUUGUACACCAUUUCAUAUCCUAAUGAGGAAAAUAAAGGCUUUCCAAUACUUUUA